UCUACUUGUAUAGCAUUUGAUUCGUUCUUGGGUGUAUCAAGGAAUCGGCAUUCGUUUACAUGGAAUUCAAGUUAUAAAUACUUUAACACGCGUGUGAAAUUCAAAGCAACAAUCAAUUUGAAUUACAAUAAACGCAUCUACGCAGCGGGCAGAACCCUGGACUACAUCUACCUUUCAUCUAUACUGCAAACCGAAGCCCAACGUUUUAUCUACUAUCGUUACACACAGAUACUUAGCAUUUAGUUUUAUUAAACACGAUACAAUAAUGCAUACUUUCUCGAAUCAUCCUAUCGGUUUGCUGCCUGUAGAGCAAAACUUUGAUCCCAGCAAACCAUCGAUAAGAGAUUUUUUUGCUGGACGAGAUAUUUUUAUAACUGGCGGUACCGGAUUUAUGGGUAAAGUACUGAUUGAGAAGCUAUUGCGUUCGUGCUCGGAGCUCAACAACAUCUUUAUUUUGAUACGCGAAAAAAAACAAAAGACGAUUGACGAACGCGUGAAGGAAAUUCAACAAUUGCCGCUAUUCGAAAAACUACGUAAAGAAGCGCCUGAUGUGCUUAACAAAAUGGUACCUGUGCAUGGUGAUGUUUCGCUUCUUGGCCUCGGGCUUAGCGAGAGUGAUGUUGAUCGUAUGCACAAUGUGUCAGUCAUCUUUCACGUCGCCGCCAGUGUGCGCUUUGAUGAUCCACUUAAGACUGCUAUCCUGCUAAACACUCGAGGCACUCGUGAGCUGGUUCGCUUCUCAGAAAAAUUGACCAAUCUUCGGGUCCUGAUGCACGUAUCUUCCACCUACUCAAAUCCGGAUCGGUAUGUGAUAGACGAAGAGGUAUAUCCAGCAUAUGCAAACUGGCGCGAUACAAUACGUAUAGCGGAAACGUUUGACGAGGAAACGCUUGACGUACUGGCCCCAAAAUAUAUGGGGUUUCUACCGAAUACAUACGUCUUCACGAAAAGCCUUGCGGAGCAGAUUGUAAAUGAACACAAGGAUCGUUUGCCAAUGAUUCUUUUUCGACCGUCAAUCGUUAUAUCUUCGAUGAAAGACCCCAUCCCGGGCUGGAUGGAUAACUUUAAUGGGCCAGUCGGGCUGCUCGUUGGGUGCGGCAUUGGUCUUUGCCGCACAAUGUAUUGCGACCCAAACAAUAUUGCCGACUUUACACCCGUCGACGUGUGCAUUAAAGCAAUGAUUGUCGCCGCUUGGAAACGAGGUACCGAACCCCUUUAUAGUACAUCAACGGACCUGCCAAUCUACAACUGUUGCAUUUCGAAUCUUCGUAACUCAACCAUGUCACAGAUAGUGGAAUUGGGUCGCUCUCUGUCCGAUGAGAUUCCUUUAGACAGGUGCAUUUGGGCUCCUGGCGGAGGCAUAACACAAGUUCGACUCUACAAUCUUAUACGUGUCCUAUUGUAUCAUAUAUUACCUGCAAUUUUCAUUGAUGGAAUAUUUCGGUUGAUGGGACAAAAGCCAUUCUUAGCCAAAUUACAACGUAAAAUAUAUACAGCAAACGUGGCUCUGGAAUACUUUAUUUUGAAUAACUGGGAUUUCAAAAACAGUAAUUUCAUCGAACUUGCUUCAGAAAUAAAACCAGAGGAUAACAAAGAUUUUUACUAUCGUGACUUCAUAGAGUUUGACGUUACGUUGUAUUUUCGAAAUUGCAUUCUAGGAGCUCGGAGAUACUUGUUGAAAGAGAAAGAUGAGAAUAUACCGAAGGCACUUGCGCACCUGAAGAGAAUGAAGUUGCUUGACAAAGUUUGCAAAACGAUAAUCGUUGCAUCCUUUUUGUAUAUAAUUCUUAUUCAGUUUGAUCUUCUAGGUAUAAUUCUAUAUCUUUUUUCCUACAGACCGUUUUAUGCCCUGGACUUAGAUUGUAAAUAAACUAUGCGAUCAUAAAUGCCUUUAUCUAAAUUAACAAAUAACAUCACCACAGCAUGUUUGUGUGUGAUAUUAACAUAUCUAUAUGGUGGUACGGACAUAAGAUAAGUGGUGUUUAAAAUUUAAGAAUCAAACAUACAAAAUUGAAUAUUCAACACAUAAAAUGUCGUUACAGUUACGUU
Molecule: messenger RNA, 2049 nt
Organism: Anopheles coustani
Lineage: Eukaryota; Metazoa; Arthropoda; Insecta; Diptera; Culicidae
Product: putative fatty acyl-CoA reductase CG5065
Exons: 6
Coding region: 266-1870 (534 amino acids)
Biological process (GO): long-chain fatty-acyl-CoA metabolic process
Cellular component (GO): peroxisome
Molecular function (GO): alcohol-forming very long-chain fatty acyl-CoA reductase (NADP+) activity
Source: RefSeq, a predicted model, not a curated record